UGACUUGAAGCAAAAUGAAAUAAGCUGCUCUUCCAUUGUCCUUCAGGCAGCUUCCAUGGGCCUUUCUAAGGAGGACUAGUUUAUGGCCAUGCACAUUUCAAAUUGUCAGUAUAAAUCCUUGCUUAUUAAGAGCAUGUUCUUUCUUUUCUUAAGAGCUAGCAGCUGGUUGGGGGAAGGGGUAGAAUCAUAAAGUCUUAACCUGGUGAGCCAAAAACCAAAUAAGGAACAGCCCGAUGCUCCAAGUGGAAAUUAAUGGGACUUGCGUUGGCAGAGCAUUCAGAGAAUCUUGAGCCUGAGCCUUCAAGGAUUUUUCUUUUUCUUUUGUAUUGCGAUGGAACUGUGAAUUGAACUGGAAGCCCUUCCCUGGGCUGGAAUUGGAGAAAUGCCAGCUGUCUCAGCAACAACUUCUUGGACUGUAAAGAGAGGAGAAAGAAACUACACGGCAGCGAACGACUUCAGGUUCACCCAAAGUGUUUUAUUUGCAGAAGGGGGUAAGGACUCUUCCUGACAUGGCCCAGGUGUUGCGGCUGCACUUUGGAACAUGCCUGUGGGCAGCUCUGAUGCUCUGUGUGUUUGCUGGAUCCCGGAGACAGACAGAGGAACAAAUUGACCUCCAGGAUGCUGCAGAUACAAAUGGGGUUGAGAAUGCUGGCAUCAUACUAGAGUUACUUUGGAGAGGAAUUGAAAUUAUGGCCAACGAGACAAUCAAGAUUGAGGAUGAGGAGUUUGCCUCUCUGCGUCCCACCAAGCGAUUACUCCGGGUCUUUCAGCAUGAGAUCCCAAAAAACCCAGACAGGAUUGAAGAGUACCUGGACUUCCUCUCACAGUCUGACACCCCUAUAACUCCACAGGAAUUCAAGAAACUCAUCUUUACCACUGUCUACUGUGCUUACCAAAUUCGCUCCAUUCAAGGCCUGGAGAAAAACCUCUGGAUCAACCUUUUCUCUCAGCUGGUUAUUGAAAUACUCCGUGAUCUCUGCAAACGAUUCUGUUCUAAGGAAUCUAUGGAUUCUGUUCAGCUUCUGGCCUCUAGGCCUUGGCAGGAAAUGCCUGUCUAUAUUUCUGAACUGAAGAAAUUCUAUCGGUCUAGCCUAGCCAGGACCCAAAGAGACUCUCAUCCAUAAAGGGGAAAUCUUGGUCCCUAUAAGCAAAUUAAUAUGCAAAUAUAUAUUUUUAGGUUCAUUCUCCAGGAAUGUGCACAGAUGUGUCACCCUUCCUGUUUUCUUAUCUCUAGUGUAGCUGUUGCUUAGCUUUUCACUGGAUUUCUAUGAUUAGCAUGUUGCUCCCGGGCUCUAGGACGUGCAGUUCAGAUGGCACUUUGCUGUUGAUUGGAAUUGGGUUACUGAGGAACAUGAAGUUACAUUUCCCUGCUCAGUGACCAUUGUCAGAGAGCUCUAGGCACUUUUUAGUGUGUUACACUGCAAUUUUGUGUGUUGCGAAAAUUAUAAGAAACCAGACCCAUGUUAAACACUAGGGAGAUCUUGCGAAUUGUAAGAGCUGCUUACCAACAGAACGUGUAUGUUCUUAGAAGGAAGCUUUUAAGAAAUUAUGGACAAGCAACAGUUAAGGGGGCAUUAUGUCAGAAAGAAAGUGAUGAGACUGAAUGGCCAAUGGGGGAGUUCUUCCAGUUUAGUGUUUCUUCUUGUAUAAUAUAAAGGUCUUCAGGUGCAGUGUACAAUUUGCCCCCAAAAGCCACAAUGUCAGAAAAGAGUUAGUUUAGUUCUACCAGGUUUGUCAUCCAGACCAUUUGAAGGAAGCAGUUAGCAAAUUUAAUAAGUCUGUUCCAUUUUAACCACUGAAUGUACCAUAAGCAAGCCACCUUGCUCCAUAUAUUAAUCAAAUAUGCUUUGUGUGAUAAACAGUGCACUGAGGAAGCCAUAACUGAAUUGUGGUAUGAAACACUUGUGAGAAUUUAAUUUUGAAUGUAUUAAGAAUGUGCCUUUUAAGGAGCUGUCUGUAUGGGAUUAGUUAACAGAGUAAGCAAAUGAGACUAGGGUGUUGCACAUGUUCUAGUUGGGACCUGAUAUAAACUUUUAAGGGCUAUGCUACCUUUAAAAAUGUGAAUAUAUAAACUCGUGACAGCAUUAUCUUAGCCAAGAAA
This is a messenger RNA of Zootoca vivipara (common lizard), 2101 nucleotides long. RefSeq names its product family with sequence similarity 180 member B (gene FAM180B). Lineage: Eukaryota; Metazoa; Chordata; Lepidosauria; Squamata; Lacertidae. The record is from RefSeq and is a predicted model, not a curated record.